Messenger RNA from Morus notabilis, 2433 nucleotides. RefSeq lists its product as uncharacterized. Lineage: Eukaryota; Viridiplantae; Streptophyta; Magnoliopsida; Rosales; Moraceae. The transcript has a single exon. The record is from RefSeq and is a predicted model, not a curated record. Bases 95 to 2302 code for a protein of 735 amino acids.
GAGCUAGUUUUGUUGGUUUUUCAUUUCUGAAAUGAACUAGAGCUUAGAAGUUUGGCGAAAAGUAAGAAAGACAAGAGACAAAGAAGAGGAAAAAAUGCAACGUCAUCUCAUACGCAAAACAAGACUCUCCAUCCUUACCCACUCGAAUCAACCGACUCAUCACCAUAUCCAAUCCCUUUUAUUAUAUAAAACCAAUCCCUUCCCAGAACACACUCCUCAUAUCCUCUUCUCUAACACUUUUCAGACUUCACUUCAGUGCUGCUAUAUUACUUCUUCACUUUCUACUCGUACAAUACAAUUUAUUAAUAAAAAAAUGGAUCCCAAAGGCACCAUUGUCUUCACCACCGUCGGCAGGCCCUCCUAUGGCUUCGACCUUUUCUCCCUUCCUCUCGAUCACUCCGGCCCCGAACGCCGCCUCUCUGACGCCCUCUCCAUCAACUUCAACGGCCAGUUUUCCGAUUCCGACGACGUCGUUUUCGUAUCCGAGAGAACCGGUUCUCCUCGAGUUUACCUCACCCGUCCAGGACUCCCCCGCCCCAAAUCGCUCCCUUUCGUCCCAGAAAGCCUCUUCCACGACCGUCCCGUCCUCAAGAAUGGGAAACUUUACUUCAUCUCAGCUCACCAACGCCCCGAUCAGCCAUUCAAGAGCUGGUCCGCUUUGUACUCCACUUCUCUAAUUAAGGGAGAUUACAAUCCUGAUGAAAUCGUCAUCACCAGGCUAACGCCUCAAGGAUCCGCCGACUACAGCCCCGCCGUCUCUCUCUCCGGCGAAUUUGUCGCCGUCGCGUCGUACGGUUCACGCCCUUGGGGCGGUGAAUUUCACGAGCUCCGCACCGACAUCGUGGUCUUCGCCGCGUCCGAUCCGAGCAAGCGUGUGAUCCUCUGCGAACGAGGCGGCUGGCCGUCCUGGUGUGGCGAUUCCGCCAUUUACUUCCACCGCCAAGCGGACGACGGCUGGUGGAGCAUUUUCAGAGUGGAUUUUCCUGGAAUUAUUAAUGAUUCUCGCGAAUUCCCGAUCCCUUAUCCCAUUCGAGUCACGCCGCCUGGUGUCCACUGCUUCACUCCGGCGGCUCUUCACGAUGGAAAGAGAAUCACCGUCGCGACACGGCGGCGCGGCAGCGAUUUUCGCCACAUCGAGAUCUUCCAUACUGAGUCAAAGACGUUUUCUCCUAUUACUGAGUCGCUUAACCCGAAUUUCCACCAUUAUAACCCGUUCAUCUCUCCCGAUUCCAAGCUCGUCGGAUACCACCGCUUCCGAGGCCAGGAAACAGACGGCGUGAAGACGAUUCCCCACCUUGAACCCGUCGCAUCUCCAUUGAAGGACCUCCGGAUGUUGAGACUCAACGGCUCUUUCCCGUCUUUUUCUCCCGACGGCGAUCUGAUCGCGUUAAACCCCGCCAUCUUCGACGGCCUCUCGAUCGUCAAAUCGGACGGCUCGAAACGCUGGACAUUGAUCAGAGGUCGUACAGCGUUUCACAACUCGUGGAGUCCGACGGAGAAACACGUGAUAUAUACUUCCAUUGGCCCAAUCUUCGAGUCGGUAAAAGCAACGGUCCAGAUUGCACGGGUCACGUUUGACUUUGACUCUUCCGAGAUUAACGGUGAUCGAGGGGAUAAGGAUAUCACGUGCGAUGUAAAGAUACUUACGAGAGAAGAGACGGGGAACAAUGCCUUCCCGUCGUGCUCUCCUGACGGCAAGUCGCUCGUCUUCCGUUCAGGUCGUUCGGGCCACAAAAACCUCUACAUUCUCGAUGCUGUUAACGGCGAGUUUGACGGCGGUAGUCUACGGCAGUUGACGGACGGUCCGUGGAUCGAUACGAUGCCGUGUUGGUCGCCUAAGGGCGAUCUCAUUGCUUUCUCGUCCAACAGACACAAUCCUGAUGAUGUCAAUGCGUUCAACAUUUACGUCAUCACGUCAGAUGGCUCCGAGUUAAGGAGGAUCUAUUUGGCUGGACCGGAGGGUUCUGGAGACGCGGACAGGGAGAGGAUAAACCAUGUGUGCUUUAGUGAGGACGGUGAGUGGUUGUUGUUCACGGCUAAUUUGGGAGGAGUAACGGCGGAGCCGGUGACGUGGCCGAAUCAGUUCCAGCCGUACGGGGAUUUGUACAUGGUGAGGUUGGAUGGGAGUGGGCUGAGGAGGCUGACGUGGAAUGGCUAUGAGAAUGGCACGCCAGCAUGGAAGAACUUCGGGCGUGAUGACGUGGACAUGGGGCCCUUGAGUUUGGCCGGUGAUGAUCGUCUGGUUGGGGAAGAGUUGAGGGGUCAGUUUGACGAACCUCUUUGGAUCACUUGUGACAUCUAGAAAUCCUACACAUCACUUGUUAUUUGUUGUUUUUCUUUUUGUAGUGUGCAUUUUUUUUCUUGUUAUUUUAAGAAACAAUAAUGUGUAUAGUGUGCCGGAAGACAAUAAAGUUUUUAUUAAACUGUCGAGUU